AAAAGAAAAGUAGCCCAGCCAAGGUCCAAGUUCCGAGUCCUCCCUCCCUCUCUCCCUCCGUCCCCGUCUUCCUCCUCCAGCGACCGCUUCUCCCCACCGGCCGCGCCGCCCCACCCACCGGACCCAACCACCGCCGCGCCCCGCUUGACGGCUCCCUCCCUCCGCCCGCUCCUCGGAGCCACAGGUCGGAGGCGCUCGAUUCGGCGCGCUGCCUCGCCGGAGACGCCUGCUCUGGGUCUCGGUGACAGCUCAGCUCGGCUCCCCUCCCCUACACUACCGUGGUGCGGCAACGGACCUAGGGUUUACUGUUCAUCAGCAGCAGGGUGAGGUGGCAGCUCCUGCUGCCCGGGAGUCAGGGGACGAGCCAGCUUAGUUCAGCGUCGGUUCGGGGGGGAUUUGGACUGAUCUGGGCGGUAGCAUGAUCAAGCAGAUCCUUGGCCGGUUCCCUAAGAAGCCGUCCAAGUCCGGGGACAAGGAUCCGAUCGGACGGUCAGGCGCCUCCGUGUCCAACCCUCCGAGAGGCGCGGAGAGGGUGGCAUCCGGCCACACGCCAAUCAUCUCCAGCUCUGGGCUCAGCUACGGAAGCGGCCAGCAGCAUCCGGGUAACGGAAACAACCCGAGGGUCAAUAAUGGCAAUUCAUCGGCCUUCGAGGUGCUGCCGGGCUUUAAGGACGUGCCCAACGCCGAGAAGAAUAACCUCUUCGUCAAGAAACUGAACCUGUGCUGCGUCACGUUUGACUUCAGCGACCCGACAAAGAGCAUGAAGGAGAAGGAAGUAAAGCGACAAACUCUGUUGGAGCUCGUGGACUAUGUUGCCUCGGCCAACCAGAAGUUUCCGGAGAUAGUUAUGCAGGAGACCACGAGGAUGGUUUCUGUGAACCUGUUCAGGACGCUGACCACCCCUCCCAGAGAGAACAACAUUUCAGCCUAUGAUUUGGAUGAGGAUGAGCCUGUGAUGGAUCCUGCGUGGUCGCACUUGCAGAUUGUUUAUGAGUUGUUCUUGAGGUUCAUUCAGUCUCCGGAGACUGAUGCCAAGCUGGCUAAAAGGUACAUCGACCAUUCGUUUGUCCUCAGGCUGCUUGAUCUCUUUGACUCUGAAGACCCCAGGGAGAGAGAGUACCUCAAGAUGAUACUCCAUCGUGUCUAUGGAAAGUUCAUGGUUCAUCGGCCAGUUAUUAGGAAAGCCAUCAACAACACCUUCUACCAGUUCAUCUAUGAAACUGAAAAGCACAAUGGAAUUGCAGAGCUGUUGGAGAUCUUAGGGAGCAUCAUCAACGGGUUUGCGUUGCCACUUAAGGAAGAACACAAAUUGUUCCUUAUCCGGGCCUUGAUUCCACUUCACAAGCCAAAGUGCAUUGCAAUGUAUCAUCAACAGUUGUCUUACUGCAUUACCCAGUUUGUUGAAAAAGAUUGCAAACUCUCAGACACAGUUAUCAGGGGCCUACUGAAAUAUUGGCCCAUCACAAACAGCACCAAAGAGGUGAUGUUUUUGGGAGAGUUAGAAGAGAUACUAGAAGCUACACAGCCCGCGGAGUUUCAGAAAUGCAUGGUUCCUCUUUUCCGCCAGAUUGCACGUUGUCUGAACAGUUCUCACUUUCAGGUUGCUGAGAGAUCGUUGUUUUUGUGGAACAAUGACCAUAUCGAGAGUUUGAUCAAACAAAACAGCAAGGUGAUAUUGCCCAUCAUAUUCCCUGCACUGGAGAGAAAUUCCAGCGGGCACUGGAACCCAGCUGUGCAAAGCCUCACUCUUAACGUGCGCAAAUUGUUCUCUGAUCAUGACGCCGGACUGUACACCGAGUGUCUGCGGAAAUACGAGGAAGCCAAAGCCAAAGAGAAGGAGAACAAGCUGAAGCAAGAAGCCACAUGGAAACGCCUAGAAGAGAUCGCGUCAUCAAGAGCAACCAGCGGCGAGGCUGUGCUCGUCCAUCGAACCUUACCCCGUCAAUCUUCAGCUGUGUAGCUAAUUAUUCAAGUGUAGGGGUUCCUCCAGAGAUUCGUGAAACAUUGUACAUGAUUGAAUUGUAUAUACAAGGUAUAUUAGGCGGGCAAAUCGACGGGAGAUCUGAGAAGCCAGGUGGUGGGUUAGGCGCAGCGCGGGAGCAUCAUCAUUUCUUGGUCCUGAGCCUCGGCGGCUUCUCUCGGCAUGCUGAGAUCUGCGGUUCAUUGCUAUAUCCUUUAUCCUUGUCCGAAUUCGGUUACAGUCUGUUCCUCCUCCCAUGGAAGGGUUUGUUGUGGAAGCAAAUGGUCGGCCGUUGUGGUCGGUGGGUAGGUCUCUAGUUAGAGAGGUAGAGAGAAGUCGGUCUUCAUUUCAAAACGAGUCAUGGUUGUUCUUGAGUCGGCAUGGUUGUAAAAAAUGGAAGCAAAGUUUUCUUUUCCUGUACAAUAUAACCAAAAAUAUUUUCUCACAUAACGUGUGAGGUGCAUUCAUUUUAUUAUUAUUAUUA
Triticum dicoccoides is the source of this 2444-nucleotide messenger RNA. Its product is annotated as serine/threonine protein phosphatase 2A 57 kDa regulatory subunit B' theta isoform-like. The transcript is spliced from 4 exons. Gene Ontology annotation, cellular component: protein phosphatase type 2A complex. Bases 419 to 1960 code for a protein of 513 amino acids. Lineage: Eukaryota; Viridiplantae; Streptophyta; Magnoliopsida; Poales; Poaceae. The record is from RefSeq and is a predicted model, not a curated record. Gene Ontology annotation, biological process: signal transduction. Gene Ontology annotation, molecular function: protein phosphatase regulator activity.